AUCCAUUUCUUUAUUAUUUUUUUGUAAUUUUCUUUGUAAAUGCAAUAACUUUUUGCUGAAAUUCAAUCCUUCAGCAACCCAACCAUCAGAUUGCUUUUAUUUUGACUUUUUUUGUUUAUUUAUGUGUUUUGGCCUUUUGGGUUGACAGGAGUUUUUUUCCUUUAGUGUUCUUAGAAUGUUUUUCUUGAAUUGGAUUUAAUUACUUUGCCACUGAAUUUCUGCUUUCAUUUUGGACUAAUUUCAGUGUUUUUCCACCUCUUCUAUAUGGGAUUAUCUGUGUUGGUGGGUUGGAUAUUGGAGGGUUGGACGUGUGCUCUUUGAUUUCAGAGAGGAAGAAAGUGGAAUGUGAAGAGAAGUUUGAACUUUCAUGAUUAGGGCAUGGCAAAUUAGAAAUUUAUACACAAUUGGGUUUGCUGCAGUUAUUUACCUCUGAGAUGUGUACAUGCUGAAAGCUGGUGUACGAUUUGGCAUCAUGCAUUCUAUAAAUUGUGGCUGGGUAGGCCGCCACACAUAUGCCUUAGCAAAGAGCAGUGAGUCUGGAGGGAGGAAGUCUCGUAUUCGGCGGUCAAAGAAGGAGAGAAAGGAAAUGGUUGAAUCCUUUAUAAAGAAGCACCAGAGCUUAAACAAUGGGAAUUUCCCCUCUCUAAAUCUUACACACAAGGAAGUUGGUGGGUCUUUCUACACAGUAAGAGAGAUUGUUAGAGAAAUAAUCCAAGAAAAUAGGGUGCUGGGUCCUGCUAAGGAUUUGCCAGAGGAACAGAAUACUGAUCAGUUAUUGGUGAAAUACCCAUUGGGCACAAUUUCCAUAGAACCUGAAGCUUCUCUGCCUAUUUCACCGAAUGGAAGUCCUUUUGCAUCUGAUCAGUAUCAGAAUACAAGUGAAGAACCUGACUUAAUUCCUGAUGGGCUUAAUGCUGAACCUGAACAGCAGGUGUUUAACAAGGAGCAAAUCAUUAAUGGGAAUCAUAUAAGUGUAACAAAUAAAGAAUGUGAUGAAAUAAAAGUUGCAAAGACUCAAGUAAGUGAAGCACUGGAAACAAAGAAAGGUAUGGAAAAGGUGGCUGCAUCUAGGACUAAAGUGAUUCAGAUGGCAGAUGUAAUUGUAGAAACAUUUCCAUUACAGCCUGUCACUCAGCCUUCUAAUAACUUGGAUGGAAAGUCUGGUGAAUUAAGGGAUUUGAAUGGAACUGUAGUAGAAAAAGAUGUUGAAAAGGUGCCCUCGGGACCAGGAUAUGUUGAUUCUAAAAUAGAUGGAAUGAAUUUGUCAAGCAAUUCCUGUUUGGUGGAUGAUAAAGAAGUAGAAGACCUAGCAGGUCCACUGUUUGAAGGAGACUCCAGUUCUGUGGAUGAGAAAGCCAUUAAAACUGUAGAAGAUCUGCCAUUAGAAAGCUCAAAUUUGUUUGCUACCAAAGAUGGCAUUGUGCGUGAUACUCAGGUUGACAUAGAUGUAGAAGUGAAAUCAUCACGUAAUGAUGAGGCAAUUACCGAAACGAAGGUUGUAAAUGCAUCAAAUGGCACCCAAACCGCAACUCUAAAUCGUACGUAUGCUAGUACCAAUAGCAGUGAGCCAAUAACCCAAAAAGAAGUUACUGGAAAUAAAGCUGAUGUUCAACAUAGUGGCAACUCUCAGAAAGGGAACAAUCCAACAUUAGACAGAAUAAAUAUUAAAUCAUGGGAAGGGGCAUCUAAAAAUCCUGCAGAAUCAGAAACUAACCCAGUGUUGGCUAUUUUUAAAUCGUUCAUAGCUGCGUUUAAGAAAUUUUGGUCUGAAUAAAGUUUUGGUGUGUUUGUCUACAAGAGUGGAUGAAUUCUGCAUUUGCCAAGAGUAAUGUAUGAACGCUCCCUAUUCUUAAUGUCACUUUUUUCCCCCUCAUACACAAUCUAAUAUCAUAUCGAAGGGAAUUUUCACAUUUGAUGAUGGAAAGGCUUGCAUGCUAGAAGGAUAUCUGAAUAUGAGAUAUAAGAGUGAUUGCAGUUUCUAGGCAGUGGCAGCUGCUGGGGGAACCCUGCUUUAUGUAUAUAUAGACUGCCUUAUCAGAUUGUUCAUGGUUGCCGCGAAGACAUCUUUUUCUACUAAUCUUUUUGGUCAUCAACCAUGGUAGAGCUGGUUCUUGUGUGUCUGCUUGUAAAGUCUACAGAUUAAUAGUUUACCGUUCUAAAUGGAGGUGGCUUCUGUGUUCAAUAUGCUUCAUUGUCAUCUUUAAUAUUUUUAUUAUUAAGAAGUUCAAACUUGAUCAGUA
Messenger RNA from Hevea brasiliensis (rubber tree), 2240 nucleotides. RefSeq lists its product as uncharacterized. NCBI's taxonomy places the organism in Eukaryota, Viridiplantae, Streptophyta, Magnoliopsida, Malpighiales, Euphorbiaceae. The record is from RefSeq and is a predicted model, not a curated record. The transcript is spliced from 5 exons. Bases 443 to 1774 code for a protein of 443 amino acids.